CUUGGAAAGGGUGUCUGAACCAGAUGGGGUUAAGUUGCCUCCUCCACAGAUUGGAGUUGGGUAUGAAGAUGCCAGUGAUGGGGGGUAUGCACCCUUGAGGUGGAGGCUCCCCCUCUCUUUUUGGGUGGAAAUGAAGGGGUGGGUCUAUGGUACAUCACCUGAGUUGUGGGGUAAAUGUAGAGAGUGUCAAUCAAAGGCAGAGCUCAGAGCUGGGAAGAAAGCUCUAGAUGGCGGCUGUGCCUUGGAGAGCGCAUUGAGCCUCCCUGCUUUUUUCCCCCUCCUCCGCCACUUUUGCGCAACUUUGCCCAACUUUUUGGCUACCUCAGGGGGCUCCUGCGGCCCCUAGCCUCUCGCGGGGACUGUCGUAGGGGGCAUCGAGCGUUUUUCGGGCAGAAAAGCGGCUUUUUGGGGCGCUCUCCCUUCGCCUUGUUGGAAAGAAGCAGCCGUGGAGGCAGCCCAGGUCGUUGUUUUUCCUAGCUUGGAAGCCAUGGCGUACCUCCAUUUUUGUGCGCUCUCUUAAUGAGCUUUUUUUCUCCGGAUCUUUUUUACCCCAUCUUUUGGCUCUAAUUAUCGCCUCUGGCAAUUGAACGAAUGCAGAUCGUUUGGGAUUAAACGCCUUAUUUUAUUGUUUUUCAAAAGAAAUCGGGCUUUUUUCUUUCGUUCUCCGUGUUGCCGUUGAGAUAUUUUGGAGCUAAUGUUUUCCCACGACCCGAAACUAAUAUCGGGUUGGACCUGGCGCCGGUGCCUGAAUCAGUAAAUACCUGGGCACAGGACUUCAAAGCAAACACAGCCACCUCUCUACCUUUCCCUUAAAUAUUUAAGAAUAAAAAGAUGAUGAGAGAUACGGAUAAAAGCCAAGGAGAGGAGGGUUCAGUCCACAGCAAUGCUUCGAGUCACUCAGCAUCAGAAGAGGCCUCGGGGUCUGACUCGGCCAGCCAGUCCGACAGCGAGCAAGGAAGCGAGCAUGGGAGCGAAUCCAACAGCAGCUCGGAGACUUCCGAAAGCCAGUCUGAAUCCGAAAGCGGCUCAACGGGCUCAAAAUCUCAGCAGACGCCUCUGGAAGCCAAGGAGAAACCAACAUCCAAGAAAGAAAGGCUCGCCGAUGUCAAAAAAAUGUGGGAAGAAUAUCCAGAUGUUUAUGGGGUGAGGAGGUCGAACCGAAGCAGGCAGGAGCCCUCGCGCUUUAAUAUAAAUGAAGAGGGAAAUAGCGAGUCUGAGAGCGAAAGCCCCAAAAGAAGAGGCCAAAAGCAAAUGAAGAGAACGGAACGAUGGAAAAGGGAGGGCUCUGAGGACGAUGGUGAGGAGGAAGACGGACAGGAACAAGGCACCAGCGCAGAAAGCGAACCAGAGCAGAAGAAAAUAAAAGCUCGGAGACCUGUCCUGAGGAGAGCAGCGAGCAAAGCCAUUGCGAAAAAGGUCCACAGGCCCCAGCGUGGGAAGAGGCGGAGGAAAACAGAGUCGUCUGAGGACGAAGAUGAUGAUGAUGAUGACGAGGCACCCAAAAGGCAGACCCGGCGCAGAGCAGCCAAAAACGUCAGUUACAAGGAAGACGAUGACUUUGAGACGGACUCAGACGACCUGAUUGAAAUGACAGGAGAAGGGACUGAAGAACAGCAGGAUAACAGCGAGACCAUUGAGAAAGUGAUAGACAGCAGGGUGGGCAAGAAAGGAGCCACUGGCGCUUCCACCACUGUCUACGCGACAGAAGCGAAUGGGGACCCUUGUGCCGACUUUGAUCCUGAGAAGGAGGAAGGGGAGCUCCAGUACCUGAUUAAGUGGAAAGGCUGGUCGUACAUCCACAGCACGUGGGAGAGUGAAGAUUCCCUGCAGCAGCAGAAGGUCAAAGGGCUGAAGAAGCUGGAGAACUUCAAGAAGAAAGAGGAUGAGAUCAAGCAGUGGCUGGCAAAGGUGACUCCCGAAGAUGUGGAAUACUAUAACUGCCAGCAAGAGCUGGCUUCCGAGUUGAACAAUCAGUACCAGAUAGUGGAGAGAGUGAUUGCUGUGAAGACGAGCAAAUCGGCAAUCCCUGGGUCUGAAUUUCCAGCUCACAACCGCAAAUCCUCCUCCACUGAUCCCGAAUACCUUUGCAAGUGGAUGGGGCUUUCGUACGCAGAUUGCAGCUGGGAGGAUGAGGCCUUGAUAAGCAAAAAAUUCCAGCACUGCAUUGACAGCUUCAACAGCAGGAACAACUCCAAAACAAUGCCCACCCGGGAUUGCAAGGUGCUGAAGCAGAGGCCUCGAUUUGUUGCCUUGAAGAAACAGCCAUCUUACAUUGGUGGUGAGAACCUGGAGCUCCGAGACUACCAGCUGGAAGGCCUCAAUUGGCUGGCUCACUCAUGGUGCAAGAGCAACAGCGUCAUCCUGGCAGAUGAGAUGGGCUUAGGGAAGACCAUCCAGACCAUCUCUUUCCUCUCCUACCUCUUCCAUCAGCACCAGCUGUACGGCCCCUUCGUGAUCGUGGUGCCCUUGUCGACGCUGACCUCGUGGCAGAGGGAGUUUGAGAUCUGGGCCCCGGAGAUCAAUGUGGUCGUCUAUAUCGGAGAUCAGAUGAGCAGGAACGCUAUCCGUGAGUAUGAGUGGAUCCACGCGCAGACCAAGCGGUUGAAGUUCAACGUGCUCAUCACAACAUACGAGAUUCUCCUGAAGGACAAGACCGUUCUGGGGAGCAUUAACUGGGCCUUCUUGGGUGUGGAUGAAGCGCAUCGCUUGAAGAACGACGACUCCUUGCUGUACAAGACGUUGAUCGACUUCAAGUCGAACCAUCGGCUGCUCAUCACUGGGACGCCCCUUCAGAAUUCUCUCAAAGAGCUCUGGUCCCUGCUGCAUUUUAUCAUGCCGGAGAAGUUUGAGUUGUGGGAAGAUUUUGAAGACGACCAUGGGAAAGGGCGCGAGAAUGGCUACCAGGGCCUCCACAAAGUAUUGGAGCCAUUCCUCCUGCGCAGAGUGAAGAAAGACGUGGAGAAGUCCCUCCCUGCCAAAGUGGAACAGAUCCUGCGGGUGGAGAUGUCUGCCUUGCAGAAACAGUAUUACAAGUGGAUUUUAACACGCAACUACAAAGCGCUCUCUAAAGGCACUCGCGGGAGCACGUCCGGCUUCCUGAACAUCGUGAUGGAGCUGAAGAAGUGUUGCAACCACUGCUAUCUGAUCAAGGCCCCCGAAGAGAACGAGAGGGAGAACAGGCAGGAGCUGCUGCUGUCUUUAAUCAGGAGCAGCGGGAAGCUCAUCCUCCUGGACAAACUGCUGAGCAGGCUGCGCGAGAGGGGCAACCGAGUCCUCAUCUUCUCCCAGAUGGUGAGAAUGCUGGACAUCUUGGCAGAGUAUUUGGCCAUCAAGCACUACCCUUUCCAGCGCCUGGACGGCUCAAUCAAAGGCGAGAUCCGAAAGCAGGCGCUGGAUCACUUCAAUGCUGACGGCUCAGAGGACUUCUGUUUCCUCCUGUCCACACGAGCUGGUGGCCUGGGGAUUAACUUGGCCUCUGCCGACACGGUGGUCAUUUUCGACUCGGACUGGAACCCUCAGAAUGACUUGCAGGCUCAGGCCCGGGCUCACCGGAUAGGGCAGAAGAAGCAGGUGAAUAUUUAUCGAUUGGUUACGAAGGGGACGGUGGAAGAAGAGAUUAUCGAAAGAGCCAAGAAGAAGAUGGUAUUAGACCAUCUGGUGAUACAGCGCAUGGACACCACUGGUCGAACUGUUCUGGACAACAACUCUGGCAGAUCCAACACAAACCCUUUCAACAAAGAGGAGCUGACGGCCAUCUUGAAGUUCGGUGCGGAAGACCUAUUCAAAGAGCUGGAAGGGGAAGAGUCUGAGCCACAGGAAAUGGACAUUGAGGAAAUUUUGCGCUUGGCCGAAACCCGAGAGAACGAAGCAUCCACGAGUGCCACAGAUGAACUUCUGUCUCAGUUCAAGGUGGCCAACUUUGCAACGAUGGAGGAGGAGGAAGCCGAGCUUGAGGAGAAGUCUCAGAAGGACUGGGACGAUAUCAUCCCAGAGGAGCAGAGGAAGAAGGUGGAGGAGGAGGAGCGGCAGAAGGAACUAGAGGAGAUCUACAUGCUUCCCAGAAUCCGCAGCUCGGCUAAAAAGGCUCAGGCCAAUGACAGUGAUUCGGAUGUUGAGAUGAAGAAAAAGCUGCAGGGGUCGUCCGGCUCGGAGAGCGAGACGGAGGACUCAGACGAUGAUAAAAGACCCAAACGAAGAGGGCGGCCCCGCAGCGUCCGGAAGGACAUGGUGGAAGGCUUCACGGACACGGAAAUCAGGAGGUUUAUCAAGGCCUACAAAAAGUUUGGAGUUCCCCUGGAACGGCUGGAGUGCAUUGCCCGAGAUGCGGAGCUGGUAGACAAAUCGGUGGCCGACCUCAAACGCCUCGGGGAGCUUCUUCACAACAGCUGCGUUUCGGCCAUGCAGGAGUACGAAGAACACCUGAAAGAGAACCCUGCAGAAAACAAAGGACCAGGGAAGAGAAGAGGCCCCACCAUUAAGAUUUCUGGCGUCCAGGUGAACGUGAAAGCCAUCAUUCAGCACGAAGAGGAGUUUGCAAUGCUGCACAAGACCAUCCCAACGGACCCGGAGGAGAGGGCAAGGUUCUGCCUGACUUGCCGUGUGAAAGCUGCCCAUUUUGAUGUGGACUGGAGUUUGGAAGAUGACUCUCACUUGCUGGUGGGAGUAUAUGAACAUGGCUAUGGGAACUGGGAGCUCAUCAAAUCAGACCCAGAGCUGAAAUUAACCAACAAGAUCCUUCCUGUUGAGACAGACAAGAAGCCUCAGGGGAAGCAGCUCCAGGCGCGAGUCGACUACUUGCUGAAACUACUCAAGAAAGACAUGGAGAAAAAGGAUGGAACGAAAGAGGUGGAAGAGACCAAGGCGAAAAAGAGGAAGCCCCGCACAAAGAAGGAAAACAAGUCUCUCAAAGGGAGAGAUGAGCAUGGGAAUGAGGUCUCCUCUCCUCGACACUCAGACAACCCCUCAGAAGAAGGAGAGGUCAAGGAGGAUGGCUUAGAUGGCAGCCCUGUGAGAAAGAAGCAGAAGAAGAAAGAGGACAAAGAAAACAAGAUAAAACAGACGGCAAGCAAGAAAGAAAAGGAAGAGGAGAAAGAGAGGAGGAAGACAAAGGGCAAAAGAGAAAAGGCCAAAGGCAGCGAUGCCAAAUCUGCAGGCAAAGGGAAGCGAUCUCAGGGCCCCGUCCACAUCACAGCUGGGAGUGAGCCCAUCCCCAUUGGAGAAGAGGAAGAGGAUGACUUGGACCAGGAAACCUUCAGCAUAUGCAAAGAGCGGAUGAGGCCUGUCAAAAAGGCUUUGAAGCAGCUGGACAAGCCAGACAAGGGACUGACGGUGCAGGAGCAGCUGGAGCACACGCGGAGCUGCCUGCUGAAGAUCGGCGACCGCAUCUCAGAGUGCCUGAAAGCCUACUCAGACCAGGAGCUCAUCAAGCUCUGGAGAAGGAACCUGUGGAUAUUUGUGUCCAAGUUCACAGAAUUUGACGCGAGAAAGUUGCACAAGUUGUACAAGAUGGCUCACAAGAAGCGGUCGCAGGAUGAGGAGCAGGAACAGAGGAAAAGGGAGGAGGCCCUGGGAGGCAAGAAACCGUUUCGGUCGGAGGCAUCUGGGUCCGGCCGAGAUUCCGUGAUGUCUCAGAUACCUCAUGGACCUCAUGCUCAGAAGCUCCACCAGCCUCCGACGUCGCAUCCUUCCCAAAUGCACGGGCACCAGCGGGAGAACUACAACAACCCAAACAAGAGGCAUUUCAGCAGUGCAGAGCGAGGUGACUGGCAGAGAGACCGCAAAUUCAGCUACGGCGGCAACAGCAACCAAGUGUGGGGCGGAGAACGGCAUCAUCAGUAUGAACCGCAUUGGUACAAAGAGCACCACUAUGGAGACCGCCGGCCGCGUGGCGAGCCUCGUGGUGAACCUCGCAACUACCGGCUGAACAACCCAAGUCGCAAGCGGCCGUAUGAGCAGUACAACAGUGAUCGAGAUCACCGGGGCCACAGGGACUAUUAUGACAGGCAUCACCAUGAUUCGAAGCGACGGAGAUCAGACGAGUUCCGGUCUCAGAAUUACCACCAGCAGGACUUCAGGAGGAUGCCUGACCAUAGGCCUUCCAUGGGCUACCAUGGCCAGGGCCCCUCAGACCAUUACCGGCCUUUCCACCUGGACAAAUCUCCGGAUUACAAACAGCUUCUCCCCCCUCCUCACUCCCAAGUCUCGGACCCUCGCUCCCCACCCUCACAGAAAUCCCCACACGACACCAAGUCCCCUCUAGAUCACCGGUCACCCCUAGACAGGUCAUUAGAACAAAAGAACAAUCCAGAUUAUAACUGGAGCAGCCGGAAAACUUAGAUUUCAUGGUUGGGAGAUCAGGCUAGAACCUCAUCUGAGGUAAUUUGGCCUGAGGUAAAAUGGCAGCUGCUGUGGUUCGUAAC
Molecule: messenger RNA, 6419 nt
Organism: Podarcis muralis (Common wall lizard)
Lineage: Eukaryota; Metazoa; Chordata; Lepidosauria; Squamata; Lacertidae
Gene: CHD2
Product: chromodomain helicase DNA binding protein 2
Biological process (GO): nucleosome organization
Cellular component (GO): nucleus; chromatin
Molecular function (GO): ATP-dependent chromatin remodeler activity; DNA binding; histone binding
Source: RefSeq, a predicted model, not a curated record